This is a messenger RNA of Camelina sativa (false flax), 665 nucleotides long. Its product is annotated as rhodanese-like domain-containing protein 17. The record is from RefSeq and is a predicted model, not a curated record. NCBI's taxonomy places the organism in Eukaryota, Viridiplantae, Streptophyta, Magnoliopsida, Brassicales, Brassicaceae. Gene Ontology annotation, molecular function: catalytic activity.
AACUGAUUCUUGUACAAAUUUAACUGAUUCUUGUUCUAUCUCUCCGAAACAAUAAAUCAGCAAUUAAAAUGGUUUCUUUACACGUUAUAAGAUCAUUUCUUCUUCUUUUCAUUGUUUCUAUUCAUCUUUGUCGCACGACUUCAUCAAGCUCAGAACCAGAAGCUAAUAUUACUAUCGAUGUGAGCCAAGCCUAUAAACUUAUUCAUUCUGGCUACACUUUUCUUGAUGUCAGAACUGUUGAAGAAUUUGAAAAAGGCCAUGUUGAUUCGGAGAAAGUCUUCAAUGUUCCUUACUGGUUAUAUACUCCACAAGGUCAAGAUAUUAACCCUAAUUUCUUGGAACAUGUCUCAUCUUUCUGCAACCAAACCGAUCAUCUCGUCGUGGGUUGUAAAUCUGGAGUUAGAUCAUUGUAUGCUACCAAAGUUCUUGUUUCUUCCGGCUUCAAGACUGUAAAAAACAUGGACGGUGGUUACAUUGCUUGGGUCAAUAAGAGAUUUCCAGUUAAAGUGGAACACAAGGAACUCAAAUACGAUGAGCUCUGAUUCAGAUUAUUCAAAUCUAACCAUGUUAAUGUUAUACUGUUUUAAAAAAAGAAGAAGUAAAUGUGAAUAUGUAUGUAUUCACUUAUUAUCGCAUUAAAUAAAACACAUAAUAUUUGGGUUUCA